Molecule: messenger RNA, 1512 nt
Organism: Paramecium pentaurelia
Lineage: Eukaryota; Ciliophora; Oligohymenophorea; Peniculida; Parameciidae
Source: the annotation of a GenBank genome assembly
AUGGAAAUUAAGUAUAAAUGGAUUUAUUCUCUAAUUCUUAGUACAAAUGUUCUUAUAAAUCUAGACCAUGGAAUCAUUCCUGCAGGUAAAUAGAUAAUAAUAAUUUAUUUUCUUAGCAACUAAAUAAAUAGAGACAUCACUUGAUUUGAGUGCUGAAGAAUUGGGAUAUUUAGGGUCAUUAGUUUAUGCAGGUAUUUCAUUAGUUGGGUUAUUUGGUGGGAAGCUAUUUAUACAUUUUAAUGCUAAGUUGAUAGUUUCAAUUAGUUACUUAGGAAUGCUGGGUUCUUUGUUAAUGUUUCCACAACAUUAUAAGAGUAGUUGGUUAUUUUAUUUGAGUAGAUUUUUAACUGGUUGUGCAUAAGUAAGAAUAGGAGAUAUAUUGAUUAGGCACCUAUGAUGAUUUAUUUUCCAGUAUGGGUAGACAACUUUGGAGGAGAAUCAAAGACAAUUUGGAUAACAAUAUUAUAAGGAGUGAUUCCUUUGGGUAUAUUUGUUGGAUACGUGUUAUCAAGUGUGAUUUCGAAUAUAUGGAAUUGGCAAUUAGCAUUUUAUGCUUAAGUUGCAUUGUUGAUUCCAUGUGCAAUUAGUUUUAUUUUUUUUGUAAGAACAAAGGAUUUCGAAAUAAAGAAAGCUAGAAGGAGUAAAUUAGAUAAAAAGUCAGUAAACCCUGAUGAUUUAGGAUCUUCAAUGUUGAGUGUAGGUUCUCAUAAAUCAUAUUGGCAUAUGAUGGGAGAAUUAUAUUCUAUAAAAUUAUGGUUAUGCUGUACAAUAGUGAUCAGCAUAUUAUAUUUUAUAGUUACAGGUAUAUAAUUUUGGAUGACUGAUUAUAUGAUAUCAGAGAUGCAUCAAAAUUAGAAAACAGUUAAUAUAGUAUUUGCAGUAGUUUCAAUUACAGCCCCUGUUUUUGGAUGUAUUACAGGUGGAUUAAUAGCUUAAAAAUUAGGAGGUUAUGAAAGAACUAAAUCACUUUAUAUAUGUGUAAUAUACUGUUUUAUUUGUUGUUUGAGUGCUGCUCCAGUUCCAUUUACAGAUAUAUUUUGGUUUGGAGCAUUAUGUGUUUGGUUUCUAUUGUUUUUUGGUGGAGCAAUAGUUCCACCAUUGAUUGGAAUCAUGCUUUCAUCAGUUCCUAAACAUUUAAAGGCAUUCGCAAAUUCAAAUACUACAAUGUUUUAGAAUUUAUUUGGUUUUCUACCAGCACCUUCAAUAUAUGGAUUUUUAAUGGAAAGAUAUAACGCAAAAGUAGCUAUUUUCGCAUUGAUGUAUUACUCUUUUGCUGGAUUACUGUUUAUGUUGAUUGCAGUUUACUUCAAGAAAUAAGAAAUAAACAAUAGAAAGAAGAAUCCAACUGCAACUAUAAAUAGAACAGAAUCAGUUCUUGAAGAUUAAGAGAAUUUUAAUAUUACAGAUAGAGUACUUCAAUAUGGUGAUAUGCCAUUGAGUGUCUCAUUGGCUUAACAUAUUGAUGAUCAAAUACCAAAUUAUGAAUAUGAAGGCAAUAGAGAAUAAGAAUGA